AUGCGGCGGGCGGCGGCGCUGGUGCUGCUGGCGGCGGCGCUGAGCGGCCCCGGGGCCGGUGCGCGGAGCUGCCCCGCGCUCAGCCUGGGCUGCAAGUGCGCGGCCGAGCGGGCCAAGGCGGGCGGCGGCCCCGGCGCGCCCCGGCGGAGGGUGGUCUGCAGCGGCGGGGGGCUCCCCGCACCGCCCGAGCCGCGCCUGCUGCCCGAGGGCACCGUCACGCUGCUGCUGAGCAACAACAAGAUCACGGUGCUGGAGAACGGCUCCUUCUCGGGGCUGCGGGCUCUGGAGAAGCUGGACCUGAAGAACAACCUGAUCAGCACGGUCCAGCCGGGCGCCUUCCUCGGCCUCCCCGAGCUGAAACGCCUGGACCUCUCCAACAACCGCAUCGGCUGCCUGAGCGCCAGCGUCUUCCAGGGGCUCCCCAACCUGCUCCGACUGAACGUGUCCGGGAACAUCUUCUCCAGCCUCCCGCCCGGCGUUUUUGACGAGCUCCCCUCCCUGAAAGUCGUGGACUUUGCCACCGAGUACCUGACGUGCGACUGCAACCUGCGCUGGGUGCUGCGCUGGGCCCGCGAGCGCGGGGCGCAGAUCUCGGAGCGGACGGCGUGCGCGUUCCCCCGGCAGCUGCGCGGCGCGGCCCUGCGAGGGGCGCGGGACGGGCAGCUCCGCUGCGCGGGAGCCCCGGAGCUGCACACGCACCACCUGAUCCCGUCGCUGCGCCAGGUGGUUUUCCAGGGCGACCGGCUGCCCUUCCAGUGCACGGCCACGUACCUGGACAACAGCACCCAGAUCCGCUGGUUCCACAACCGCCAGCCCGUGCAGGAGGAUGAGCAGACGGGCGUCAUCGUGGAGGAGAGUCUCAUCCAUGACUGCACCUUCAUCACCAGCGAGCUCAUCCUCUCCAACAUCCACGUCUCCGCCAACGGCGAGUGGGAAUGCGCCGUCUCCACCUCCCAGGGAAACGUCAGCAAGAAGGUGGAGAUCGUGGUGCUGGAGACCUCUGCAUCCUACUGCCCUGCCGAGCGCGUCACCAACAACCGCGGGGACUUCAGGUGGCCCCGCACCCUGGCAGGGAUCACGGCCUACCAGCCCUGCCUGCAGCACCCGUUCGCCGCGGGGCCGGCGGGCGCGGGCUCGGCGGGCGAGAAGCAGGCGUGGCGGCGCUGCGACCGCGCCGGGCGCUGGGAGGACGGCGACUACUCCCACUGCCUCUACACCAACGACAUCACCCGCGUGCUCUACACCUUCGUGCUGAUGCCCAUCAACGCCUCCAACGCCCUGACCCUGGCUCACCAGCUCCGCGUCUACACGGCCGAGGCAGCCAACUUCUCGGACAUGGUUGAUGUCCUCUAUGUGGCCCAGAUGAUAGAGAAGUUUAUUGGCUACGUGGACCAGAUCAAGCAGCUGACAGACGUGAUCGUGGAGAUGGCCAGCAACAUCAUGCUGGUGGACGACCACAUCCUGUGGAUGUCCCAGAAGGAGGAGAAGGCCUGCAGCAGCAUCGUGCGCUCCCUGGAGAGGAUCGCAGCCCACACGCUGAGCAGCAACUCCCAGCACAUGGCAGUGAACUCCCGCAACAUCGCCUUCGAGGCGUACGUGGUGAAGCCCGAGAGCUACGUGGGGCUGAGCUGCGUGGCGUUCCAGCGCGGGGAUGGGGCCCCCCAGGGACGCUCCCCCCCGGCCGAGCGGGGGGCCGAGCCCACGCCCGACCAGCAGCUCCGGCUGCGCUGCACCACGGGGCGGCCCAACAUCUCCCUGACCAGCUUCCACAUCAAGAACAGCAUCGCCCUGGCCUCCAUCCAGCUGCCCCCCAGCCUGUUCGCCAGCCCCGCCCCGGCCACGCCGGGGGCCGACUGCAAGCUCCAGCUGCUGGUCUUCCGCAACGGGAAACUCUUCUGCAGCACCGGCAACUCCUCCCGCCUGGCCGACGACGGCAAACGCCGCAGCGUGGCCACCCCAGUCAUCUACGCCGGGACCUACGGCUGCGGAGUGGGGAACCUGUCAGAGCCGGUGGCCGUGUCCCUGCGACACCCCGGGGAGGGCACGGACCCCGUGGCUGCGUACUGGAACUUCGAGGUGCUGGGGGGCAUGGGGGGCUGGAGCGCCGAGGGGUGCCAGCUGGCCUCCCGCGAGCCCAACGUCACCUCCCUGCACUGCCGGCACCUCAGCAACGUGGCCGUGCUCAUGGAGCUCAGUGGGUUCCCCAGCGAGGCGCCGGGCGCCGUGGAGGUGCUGCACCCGGCCAUGUACACCUGCACGGCCGUGCUGCUGCUCUGCCUCUUCACCACCAUCAUCACCUACAUCGUCCACCACGGCACCAUCCUCAUCCCGCGGAAGGGCUGGCACAUGCUGCUUAACCUCUGCUUCCACAUCGCCAUGACGGCCGCCGUCUUCGCGGGAGGCAUCACCCUCACCGGCUACCGGGCCGUGUGCCAGGCCGUCGGCAUCAUCUUGCACUACUCGUCCCUCUCCACGCUGCUCUGGAUGGCGGUGAAAGCCCGGGUGCUCUACAAGGAGGUGACCUGGAAGGCGCCACAGCAGCCGGACAGGGACACGUCCCAGGCAGCCCCCAGACCCAUGCUGCGGUUCUACCUGAUCGCCAGCGGGAUCCCCCUCAUCAUCUGUGGGAUCACAGCAGCUGUCAACAUCCACAACUACCACGACAGCAACCCCUACUGCUGGCUGGUGUGGCGGCCCAGCCUGGGCGCUUUCUACGUCCCCGUGGCUUUCAUCCUGCUCGUCACCUGGAUUUAUUUCCUCUGCGCCGGGCUCAGCCUCCAGUGCCGCCCCUCGCACCAGAAAGAGAUCCCGGAGCCGCUGGAGCCGCCGCCACGGCUGGGGGGGACCAGCGACCUCCUGACAGACUCUGGGUCCAUCUCGGUGACGCUCAACUCGGGGCCGCCCUGCCCCGAUGGGGACGGUGUCCACUCCCUGCGGGCGCAGUUCUGGGCGCUGGUGGCCACCCACGCCCUGUACGUGGCCCUGUGGACGUUCGGUGCCAUGGCCGUGUCCCAGCGCUGGUACCUGAACAUCGUCUUCAGCUGCCUCUACGGCGUCACCGCCGUGGCGCUGGGGCUCUUCAUCUUCGUCCAUCACUGCCUCCGGCGCCGGGACGUGCUCAGCUCCUGGUUCUCCUGCUGCCCGUCGUACCGGAACGCGCUGCCCAUGCAGGCCUACGUGCACCCCGGGCUGGGGCCGGAGGACGGCUCGCAGGUCUUCAUCGGCUGCGACCCGGAGGCCGCUCGCUCCGGCGCCUCCUCCUCCUCCUCGCCCAGCAGCGCCGGCUCUGCCGGGGGCCGCUGCAAGCUCACCAACCUGCAGGUAGCCCAGAGCCAGGGGGACGCACGCCCGGCGCCCUGCCCGGAGCCGGACCCCGCGGACGGGAAGCCGGUCAGGCACGCCAGCAACCUCCACGGCCGCAGGAGCCACCGCGGCAGAACUAAGCCGUGCCGCGACGGGAAGCACCACCGCUUGAAAAUGCUGCGGGGCCCCUCGGAGCACGCGUCCAGCGAGAGCGGAAGCCUCCAGAACAGCCACUCCGAGAGCUUCCCCAGCGGCAGGACCAGCCCGGCCAGCGGCGGCCGCGCAGGGCCGCGGGGGCCGCAGGACGGGGACGCGGCCCCCAGCCCCUCGGAGGGCAGCGACGGAGGGCGGAGGGCGCCCGACUUCGCCGAGGCUCGGCGGAGGAGCGGCAGCCGGGACAACCUGCGGCCGGGCGGCAGCGCCGAGAGGGAGGCGAAGCGCCGCUCCUACCCCCUCAACGUGGGCAGCCACAACGGCGGCCUCAAGGGCAGCAAGUACGACAUCGACCUGGCCAGCGCCGACGGCACGGCCGGCAUGAAGACCGGCCUCUGGAAGAGCGAAACCACCGUGUGAGGCUGGGCGAGCACCGACGGCCGCAGCGCUUUCCUGCGGGAGCCGCGGCCGGAGCCGCUGGGGCACGGCUGCGGGAAUCCCCACUGCACUAGGCAGGGAUGGGCGGCGCCGCCGGGGGCUCCGGCUCCCCCGGGCACAGCACGGCCCCGGGCACACCCAUCUCCCCGAGGAGGCGCCGAGCUUCUCGCCGCGGUGCCGGCGGCUCCGGGCAACCCUGGCCCGCCGGCGGCCGGAAUUGCGGCCGUGCUUUAAUCACUCCUGCAUGUCACUUGAGAUUGAUCCUAAAUGCUAUUUUAUAUUAUACAGAGGAAAUGUCUAUUUUUCAAAGCUAUAUUAUUGAAUGUAUAUAUGUAUAGACAGAGCCGUAGGUGAUGCUCCCGUGCCCUGGGAGCGGGCGCUGGGCCAGGGCCCGCUCGUGCCACGACUGCAAUAUUCCCGCUGAGGGACCGCUCCAAGUGCCCUUGACGUCCAGGCAGCGCCGCCCCAGCCUGAGCAAAGUGCUUCUGGAGAGCAGCUGCUCCCUCUGGAACGUUCCUACCGCACCUACAGCGCCGGGGGCCGGGCGGUGCCAAAGCCAUAUUGCAAACCAAGCACAAGGUAAGAGGAGCCUCAGCUCCAGGGUGAGGUGAUUGUCUGCACUGCUUUAAUGCCAGACACUAAAAUAACGGCCAGAAAAGGCUCCGGGCACUAAAAUCACAGCCAGAAAAUGCUCCCAGGCCCUCAGAGGCUCAAGCCACGCAGUGGGGUGGGUUGGCAGACCCACGCUGCUGCCGGAGCCAGGACUGACCCUCUGUGCCAAAGCACCAAAGAACCAAAGAACCAAGAGGUGGGAGAGGCCCAGAGCAGCUCUGCGUCCUUAAUCCAGGCGUUCAAGCUCAGAAAAUACCUAGGUUUGCUCUUAAGAAGGCAGAGACCAUUCUGGGGAGCAGGGACCAUUCCUGGGAAUGCAAGGGAAUUAGGAAGGAAUGCCAAGGAAGGAAUUAGGAAUGCCAAGGGAUUAGGGGCCUUCCUCGGACCCUAAAGGGCUGGAACCUGGAUUAGCACUUACUGUUCCCAUUGAAAAACCAAGUUUCCCCUUUUUCCCGGCACACAGGUAAAACAGCCAGGCCACAGAGAGGCUGCAGCAAAGCAGAGGAGGAAGGUGGGAGCCUGGUGCCUCCCCCGCCCUUUCCAGCCUCCCCUGCCUCAGUUUCCCCCGCCUGCAAAUGAGUUUAAUAACAUAGCUACCUCCGAGGGGUCGUGGGGCUGGCAGGGCCACGAGCCAGGGGAGGAAAAAGCACUUAGUGGGGCUUGGUCUCACCUGGGAACCACUGACCCCACAGGGCUGGGGCACCCCUGGGCUUAACCUGCCACUCCCUGCCUGCCUCGGCUUCUCUGCCCACUAAAAUGUUUAAAUAUCCCAUCGUCCCUGGUAUUUAACACAGUUUAAACCCUUACAGCCUGGCUGAUGCCCCGUGGUUCUAUUGCUUGCUGCAUUGUGACAGUAUUAGAGGAAAAGCUUUGUAUUCGUAAUUACACUUUGUUUUGUGUGUUUACAAGCGAAUGACAUAUCAACAGAGCUUCCUGCAAUAUCUGGGGGGAGGGAGGGAAAUAUGCCAAAGAAAUGUCUUCAAAGGGGUCUUUUUGCAUUUUUAUAUGAAUAGAAUGUUUCUAGCAGAUAUGUUUUGUUUAAUAUAUUAAAGAUAUGCCAAUCUGC
Molecule: messenger RNA, 5572 nt
Organism: Hirundo rustica (Barn swallow)
Lineage: Eukaryota; Metazoa; Chordata; Aves; Passeriformes; Hirundinidae
Gene: ADGRA2
Product: adhesion G protein-coupled receptor A2
Biological process (GO): sprouting angiogenesis; G protein-coupled receptor signaling pathway; cell surface receptor signaling pathway
Cellular component (GO): Wnt signalosome; plasma membrane
Molecular function (GO): G protein-coupled receptor activity; protein binding
Source: RefSeq, a predicted model, not a curated record